Messenger RNA from Labeo rohita (rohu), 2742 nucleotides. It is a transcript of the gene gpr61, whose product is annotated as G protein-coupled receptor 61. Lineage: Eukaryota; Metazoa; Chordata; Actinopteri; Cypriniformes; Cyprinidae. The record is from RefSeq and is a predicted model, not a curated record. Gene Ontology annotation, biological process: G protein-coupled receptor signaling pathway. Gene Ontology annotation, molecular function: G protein-coupled receptor activity. The transcript is spliced from 2 exons. Bases 773 to 2182 code for a protein of 469 amino acids. Gene Ontology annotation, cellular component: plasma membrane; endosome; signaling receptor complex.
GCCUGCCUGCCUGCAUCCCUGUCUCCUCUCCAUUCUGCUCUGCAGUUGCCCUGUGCGCGUGUGAGGGAGAGCACAUGUUUAUGUGUGUUUGUGUGGAUGUGUGUGUGUCAGAAAAGGGGCGAGAGCGGGUUUCGUACGGCGUCGCCUAAAGAGACAACGCUUUUUGUUAUCUCUCCAUCUUCUCAGCAGCGUGAACAUCAGCCUGACCACCUGGACCAGCCGCCUGCCUGAAGCAUCGCUGACGGGGGAGGGGGCGAUAUCUCUCUCUCUCUCUCUCUCUCUCUCUCUGUGUGUUUGUGUGAAUGUGUGUGUGUGUGUACAUGCGUGUGGGCGGGUGAAAGGGUGAGGGGCGGAGAGAUGAAAGGGCCAGGUGAGGAGGGGUAUUGGGUACCUCUCUCUCUAGCUUUCUCGCUCUCUCUCUCCCCCUCUUUUUAUCCCUCUCUCACUGUCGCGCGACACUAACCCUGGAAGCUGAAGAGGAGAUCCUCGCUGCUGGACCUCUCCACUACAGUUCCAUCAUGUCUCAUUUGGAGCUGCUGGACUUUGAGCACAGUGGAGCUCCAGGGACUUCAGAGGUGAAUAUUUAAUGAUGAAACUGGACAUCUCAACCCUAAUCAGCCCCAACUCCAGACUCCGACCUCUACAAGCAUGUCGUAACGCCGACAGAACUCCACCAUCGAACGGUACUGCUGGAUCCCACUCUUCAGCAGGGGAGGAUGGGUGAUAGUCCCAUGAGAAUCACCUCCGCCCACAAUCCUCAUUCCAUCCUCUCAUGGAGCAUACAACCGCCUACAACUCACUGUGGAACAUCACCCACGCCACCUCUUGGCGUCCGAACACAACCCAGCCUAACGCCUCAGGACUGAGCGAGCCCAGAGAUGGACACCUCCUCCAGAGGCUCGGCUUGUGCACCAUGCUCCUGAUGGACAUACUGGCCAUAGUGGGCAACUUAUCCGUAAUGACAGUCAUCGCCAGGACGCCGCGACUACGUAAAUUUGUGUUCGUCUUCCAUCUCUGCCUGGUGGAUCUCAUUGCGGCCCUGGUGUUAAUGCCUCUGGGUAUGCUGUCAGGUCAGGGCUUUUUCAGCAAGGCUCUUUGUCAGGGUUACCUGUGUCUGAGCGUGGGACUGAUCAGUGCUGCUAUCCUCACUAUCUCGGCCAUCAACGUCGAGAGAUACUACUAUGUCGUUCAUCCCAUGCGCUACGAGGUGAAAAUGACCGUGGGGUUGGUGGUUUCAGUUUUGAUUGGAAUAUGGAUCAAAGCCAUCCUCAUGUCCGCAUUCCCUUUACUCGGCUGGGCGCUCGAUAGAGAGGAGCCGGGACUGGCUCUGGGGAAGGUUGUGGGGAAAAUCGUUGAACCAAAGUGCUGCUCGCUCCACUGGAUGGAGGAAGGGCCCCAACGGCUGGUGUUCAUGGUCCUUUUUACCCUCAUGUACUUCCUGUGUCCAGUCCUUAUCAUCUUUGUGGUGUACUGCAACAUGUUUAAGGUGGCCAGGGUGGCUGCCAUGCAGCAGGGACCAGUCCCCACUUGGAUGGAGACUCCUCGGCCGCGCUCUGAAUCUCUGAGCAGCCGCUCCAGCAUGGCGGCCAGCCUCAGCGGAGCCCGGACCACCCCUCAGAGGACUUUCAGCGGGGGCAAGGCCGCGGUGGUCCUAGUCGCCGUAGGAGGUCAGUUCCUCGGGUGCUGGCUGCCUUACUUCUCCUUCCACUUGUACUGCGCCGUCAUGCCGUCCUCUCACGAGUCCCUCGCACGCAUGGCCCAGCUGGAGGACGUGUUCACCUGGAUCGGGUACUUCUGCUUCACCUCCAAUCCUUUUUUCUACGGCUGUCUAAAUCGGCAGAUCAGGGAAGAGCUGGCCAGAAACCUGGCCUUCGUUUUCAAGUGGGGGCGUCCCGGCGAAGAUGAACAGCUGCCCAGUCGAGAGGCUUCUAUCGAGGAGAACUUUCUCCAGUUUCUUCAGGGCACCGGUUGCAAUAUGCGGCCAAGGAAUUCCCAAAGCAUCUCCAUCCCUCAACAGGAGGAGGACAAUCCUCUCUCCACCGAGCUCCGCAGGCCAUCUGUUGACUUCCACAUUCCUGGCCAGAUCAUGGAGGAGACCUCGGAGUUCAUAGAGCACCAACACAUGAACGAUCUUAAUAUAUCAGACAAUUGUAUCAAGACAAAAUCGGAACUGCAAGGUUGAUAUUUUCAGAUGUGAAAUCUAUAUUUAAUGUAUCAGAUAUUGUUGCUACGUUUUACCAUUGGAUCUUUUUAUACUCUGCCGAUACAAUGAAUUUGUACAUAGCUUGUUUUGAAUUUUUGGUUGGUAGGUUUCUGUCAUUCCCAAAGCAUAGUUUUUUCUUUUGAGGAGAGAUGUUGGACUGAUGAAGUGACCUCAUUCCAGCACAUUACCACUAGACAGAAAUUUAUUUACAUAGAUUCAGCGAUAUUUGUCUGAACAAUGUAACAUGAAAGCAACAUUGUGACGUGGAAUCUGUACUCAAAAAGCGGUGUGUACCGCAAGUGGUUGAUGUUACAAAUUUUUAAGGCUCCUAAUGUUCAUUCAGACGAUAAAUGAGUAUAAAAUUGGUUAAUAACUCAGUAUUACUGUAACAACUAAAUCUGGAGCAUGCACUAAUAUUGAACCAAGGUUGUUUGUGUGGUGGGUAGAUUCUAAUUCUUUAGUUGCCGUAAAAUUAUGGCCGUCAGCAAUGUCAUAUUUCGAAUUUUUGUUUUUUUCCUCAAAAAAUAAAUUAAAAACAU